AUGCGAUCGGUGGAGUCCAGAGGAAAACACCACAGACUGGCAAAUGCACAGGAGGUGCAUAAGGGUUUGACCUUGAGAGGGUUCAGCGUGUCCCAGCUCGUGGUGGAGGCCGACACCUUUGGGAGUCAAGUGAAAAUAAGAGGAAAAGAGACAAACUACUACUUGUGCAUGAACCGUAAGGGGAAGCUUAUGGGGAAGAAAGACAGCAGCAUAAACGGAGGCUGCAUUUUCAUUGAGAUAAUGCUUGAGAAUAACUACACCGCUUGGAUGUCAGUGCACUAUGUGGGCUGGUACAUUGGCUUCACCAAAAGGGGCCGACCACGCAGAGGUCCGAACACGUUACCCAACCAGCGAGACGUGCAUUUCAUGAAACGCUUCCCUCCAGGAGAGCAGCCCGACCUGCAGUCCUGCAGCUUUACCACGGUCAGCAAGAGGAGCAAAAGAGUCCAGCAGACCUCCACUGCUCCUCCACCUCUCCAGUAAUACUACGAACACUGACUGUUGCGCAAAGAUCACAUCUUACAGAGGAUCUAGAGACGCUCUUCCGUACAACGCAAGUAGGUUAGGCUUUAGGACCGACCGCUCAGUAGAAGUCACAGUUAGAGGACAGACAAGGUUGCUUAAACAUUGUGUAAUCAUGCAAAUAUAACCAAAGACUCCUGGGCAAGUGUCCAGUCACUAAACCCUGACAAGGGGACCAAGCACUUCAGAGGCCAAAGAAUUCCCCUCUAAUGUCUAGUGCCACUAUAAAAGAGCAGAGUUGUAUGGCUGGAAAACUGGCAAGUGCGUGGUAUAAUAUGCAUUAGUUGAGACUUUGCGACUUGGAUGCUUAUGACCAAAAGGGCAAUUAAAGGACCUACUUUGUGAACUCAUCAAAUUCAACUUUGGGCCUAUAAGAGCCAUGAGAUUGUAAACCAGAACCAAAGUCAUUCAGAAUGUAUUUGUCAAGAAAAUCUUAUUAGACAUCCUGAUGAACAUGUAGUUUUGGUUUUGCCUCCGAUAUUUCACAUUUCACCAGGACUCUUUCAUAUUCUUUCAAUGAAAAAGUGUAAUUUAAAUGGAGUGAUAUACACUACCGUUCAUAUGUUUGGGGUUGGUA
This is a messenger RNA of Sinocyclocheilus rhinocerous, 1099 nucleotides long. RefSeq names its product fibroblast growth factor 18-like. Lineage: Eukaryota; Metazoa; Chordata; Actinopteri; Cypriniformes; Cyprinidae. The record is from RefSeq and is a predicted model, not a curated record. Bases 1 to 483 code for a protein of 160 amino acids. Gene Ontology annotation, molecular function: growth factor activity. The transcript has 4 exons.